AUGCUGCGCAGCCUGCUCGGAAAGGCUACCGAUCCUCCGGUCUCCUCUACCAGCACCUCCAAGUCCCGCCGCCGUCAGAGAGACUCUGAUGACGUUUCCACCAUUUCUUCGUCUUCUCCCCGCCGUCGCAGAGGUGACCACGACCAUCCCUCUUCUUCUUCAAGCUCCCGACGCAAGUCGUCUUCCACUACUACUACUCCUCACACUUCCCGAGGUGACGAUCGAGGAAUUGGUCGAGUAAACGUAGAUGACUAUCACGCGCCUGCUUCAUCCGCCCAUUCCUCUGGCAGACAUGGUCGCGAUAGCACCGCUAGAUCAACGGCGUCUAGCUAUGCAACAGCUGAUCCAACGGGGAGAACCCAGGAGGACUAUGAUGGCUCUGUGCUGAGGCCAAAACAUGGGCGCAACGAUGAUGGGCGCUUCGAUGCACCCAAUACUCGUCGCGAGCGAUCCAGGAGCGCUGAUCGAGCUGAUCGAAGGUAUAGGAGAGAGAGGGAACGUGAAAGGGAUAUCAAACCACAUUCGCACCGGCGAGCUAGGUCUGAGGUAAUUGUUAACAACCCAAAUGACUACUCCCGUAGUCGAGAUGGCACUAUGUCGUCACCUGGAGAUCAAGGGUUUGUGACGGAAAUCUCUCAGCCUGGGUUUAUGCAAUUUCCUAUGCAACAUGACAAUACCUUUCCUGGUGCAGCGCCUGGAACCGGACCGUUAGAUACCCAUCAAAUGUCUGUUUCGCACGCUUCUCCUUACCCACCUCAACAGUUCCCGGUCGGCCCGCCACCAGCGGAUCCAACGGUUCCAAUUCCGGCCCCAGAUCUAGGUGAGGCAGCGGAGUAUUAUGGGGACCAAGGGGAGUCAGUAGCGACCCAGCCUGGCGUGAGGCCCAAUCCGCCAUCCCUCAUUGUUGGAGCUGAACCACAUUUGAUGGCUGCGUCAGCAACGCCAAAUCCCCCCGCUGAACCAUCGUCUAUGGGACAAGUGGGUCAUGCGGCCGACUUCUACGGCGAUUCUUCACCAGAAGUUACUAAUCAACAGCAGCAACAUACCGAUGGCCCCGGCUUACCUGCCGAUCUUCUGCCGGACAGACCCCCUAAACCAUCCAAACCAUUCAAACCGGGAGGGCCAGGAAAACCGUCAGUCGCUGUUGCGGGAGUAGCAGGGGCAGCUGCAACUUACGGAAUCAGUUCAUUGAUGGGAAGUUCCAAUGAACACCACUCUACUUCCCCACCAUUUUCUCCUCACCACGAAUCAACACUGCAUCCCGCCCAGCAGCCAGACAAUCCUCUGUUCAAUGGUGGACGCCCACCAAAACCAAACAAGCACCAUUCCAUGCCUAUUGUAGGUGCCGCCGCACUGGGCGCUGCCGCAGGAUAUGCCGCAUCGACAAGCCAAACGACUGUCUCCCCGCAGAGACCCAGUAUGUACUCUGGUAUCGUACACCAGCAACCCUUCCAAACGGCCCAGCCAUAUCAACCAGGUUCCUUAGCCUACCACCAACGCCAGCAUGGUCCAUUUAGAAAGUUUGUAAAUUUCUGGAAAGACUCAGAGGCUGUCGCCCAGUAUGAGGAAUACUCCGAAUACACCGGUAUUUGCAAAUAUUGCUUCGAACCGGGAACUACUUCAAGGGAUGCCCCGCGUAAACACCGCCCUGCCAGACGUAGGUAUUCUGACGAGUACCGUGGUAGACAAACUAGAGUGGAAAAGUUGAGCAGAUAUCCCUCAUCAUCUGGUGAUGAGAGCCGUCGUACAAAGUCUAACAAGAAAUCUUGGCUUGCAGCCGGCCUCGCUGGUUAUAUUACUAAGUCACUUCUUUCUGACGGAAGCAAAAAAGAGUUUGAUGAUCUAAAUAGUAUUCGUUCUGGGCGACCUGAUAGUUUCACGACAAGUACUAGCGCUUCAUCUCUAGGGAAGAAGAAUCGUACGUCUGAGCCACCUGCAAAUUACUCUAUUCGCAGUCACUCUCCGAUGGGACUUGACACGCGACACCGAAAGGAUGAUGCAAGCUGGCAUAAUGGUUCAUAUGAAACAUCCCGCCACGGGAACGGUCGACCAAAAUCGCGAUCACGAUCGCGUUCCCGACCUACGUCUCGUGAGAAGAUACAUUCCGGUUUGAGAACAGCAGCCACUGCUGCCGGUGCUGCAUCCGUCAUAUCAUCUGUAUCACAUAUAAGCCGCAGCAGAUCCUCUAAGAAAUCCCGCAGCAGUCGAUAUUCUUCAUCGAGCGGAUCCACAAUUGAUAUUUCUCGCAACAAUAGUAAACCCGGUUUGGCUGGACUCACAUCUUUCUUCAGUGCACCAUCAGAAAAAAAACCAAAGUUGUAUGCGAAGGUGGAUGGUAAGAAGGUGAAAAGAAAAAAGAAGGCAAAAGGAUUUUUUAGCUUCUCUUUCUCUUCCUCUGAAGGAUCAUCCGCGUCUUCGUUUUCGUCCUCAUCCGAUGAUGCUGAUCUGGCCUUCGGGACGGGAUAUAUCAAAUCACCACGAUCUGCAAAAAGUAAAUCCCAAUCAAAAAAUCGUACGGAUGACCACGAUGUUGAUGCGGCACUCCUUGGACUAGGAGCGACAGCCGUGGGCCUUGCAGCAACGGCUUCGCAUAUUAAGGGGAGACGCAGACGUGACCGCCAUUCUUCUACCAGCAGCUCCCAAUCGCCGCAUGCGAUCUAUGGGCGUGAUCCUAAGCCUAUCGGCAUUUCUAAGCGGACUGAUGAUGAUGGCUGGGAAUCCGUAUCCGAUGAAUCUUCCCCGUCUAGUGUGGAUUCUGCGUUGGCCUAUGGUGGACGUGCGGCGCCAUCUCUCUCGUCCGACUCGGGUACCUCUAAAUGGGGUUGGAGGUGGGGCGGCAAGAAAAAGAGUUCAAAAUCUACAAAGUAUUCUGACCAGCCUCCGGACUUGGGGCGGUACCCUCAACAGUCCACGGCUGGGUAUCCACCACAUCAGACCCCUAGCAGCGUGGGCAGCCUGGCAUCAAUGCAAAAUGUUUUCCCAACACCCACGCAAAACCCAUCGUUAUAUGACGUGGAAAACCAAAACUAUUCUUCUCCACCAAACAUUCAAUCACAAGCACCCCCGUUAAUGGCCCGGGCACCUGGCCCCGCUCACAUCCAACAUCCUCAACCAAUUGUCCCCCUAUCCCAAGCACUUUACACAUCGCAGGCUGAACUAGCUCAAUCCUACAAUGUUCCAAGCGGAGGUCAACCUGGCUUCCCCGGAUCUUUUGAUGAAUACGACGAUCGUCACGUACCUGUCCCUGAAUCGAAAAUCGGAUACGGAAUUGCUCCAUUAAUGGAGAAAUCAUCAAGGGACGCUGACUACUACGUUGACAAUGGUAACAACCAUUCCCCGCCACGCAGUGGAGGGCGGCCUCUUAGUUCCCGCAGAAGAGACUCUUCGCCUACAAUUUCGCACGCGCGCGAUGGAAGCCCUAGGCCAAAACAACCUAGGCGUAGUACUAUGUCUCAAGUUCAAUUUGAUCUUACAAAGGAGCAGGAGGAUAAAGAGCGCCAGCAGUUGCGGUAUGAGGAGGAAAAGGAAGCUAGACGGCGUGCAAUGGAAUUACAUGUGCUGGCGGAGAAAGAAAGGAUGGAUAGGGAGGACGACGAUCGUAGUGUGGAAUGGGAACAGAGCCGUGAGCGUGAGCGUGAGCGCCAGCGUGAGAAUGUGGAUAGGAAAUCUCGUGAAUCGACUUCAAGCGGUAGACGUAGCGAUGUGACUGAAGCGUCUAGUUCAUCCUGGGUUUCCCCUGUUGCGGCUGUGGCUGGUACUGCGGCUAUCACGUCCUUGGUAAGUGAAUUGGAUGAGAGGAAGCGGCAUCAAGAACGGCGGGAAAAGAGGAGGAAGGAGAGGCGCGGGUACGCCGGUGAGAGAGAGCAGGAGAUUGAGGAAGAUAAGGAAGGGGACUGGUUUGAACCUGUUGCCGGGCCCGUUGAAGAGGGCAACGAUAAGAUGGAUACCAUUGUCAGCACCGAGCCUGAUUUUGAUAUCAAAGACAUCCCAACGACGAAGAUUCGCCUUGCGAAAAGAGCGGCUGAUCGCGUUAGGUCAUCGCCUGUUUAUGACAAUUAUGCAGAAUACUUCGUCCCACCAGACGUACGGUCUAGCGGUGAUGAGCAUUCUGCCCAUUCCACUUCGGACGUAGAGUCUUCGUGCCCACCUAGUCCCAAUGUCAUUCUCAUCGAACCGCGGAGUGUCCGACUCGAGAGGGAAAUGGCGGCUAUGUUGGCGGAACAGGGGGUGCCUGAAAUUAAUCUUCCCUGGUCUGUUCCUCGCCUUAAUUUAAUAACGCCUACGCCGCCACCGAGUAUUGCACCAUCUGUCGUUGACGAGAAGGGCGGAUGGCCACCACCCAUACCACCUAAGGAGCUUUCGGAUUCGCAACGCGACAUUUCCCCAUCUCGAAUUAGCGAUCCUGUUAUCGAUAUGGAUGACAAGUGUGUCCGUGAGAUUGACGCUGCGGAUAUCAUCUCUGAACAUGUUAAAGCUGCGGACACGCUGCACGAUCCUGAGUUAACAACAUCAGCCUUAUCACAACCAGAACCACAUGAAGAAAGGGACGAUAGUGCAACCAAACCGCUCGAAGAACUGAAUGAACAACCGCCCAAUGUUGUGACUGAAGUUGAAGAUGACUCCGUCGAUGAGGAAAUGCCGCGACACGAGCAUAUCCCCGGUGGCUUUGGAAACGAUUUCGAAUUUGCUGCAACGCUCGCUGCUGGAGCGACGCUGGCAGGCUUCAGUUCCGCUGUUGUCACGGAGGAUCCCACGUACCACCAACGCGACUCGCCACCUGGCUCAGAGGAGGAGGGCUAUUUUGCUUCCCCGAUUGCAGGGGCGAUUCUAGAACGACGGGGUAGCCCUCCUGAUGGUGGGAAGUAUUCUACUACGACCUUCGGAUAUGUUGAGGGUGGGGAGGUGGGGCAUUCUGAUGAUGAUGGCUUGAAAACCGAGGGAGGCGCUGGAGCGGUUGCUGCUGAUGAGCUCCCCGAGGAUACUGGCGGUGAUAGAGGAGAGAUUCUGGAACGCAGUGGGAAGUUAAUAGACGCUGGUUUCAUGACGACUACUGCUGAGGUAGCCGAGAGGAGUGAUGAGAAGCCGGCAAAACUCUCGAAGAAAGAGAAGCAGAAGAAUGAUAAGGCAGCUCAGCGGGAAUCUCAGGGCCAUGAUGAAGCCUCUAAAUAUGCGGAGAAGCCCGCAUUUGAAUCAGCUGCCCUGCUUGAUCCACUCGCAGAGGAGCGGAAGGAGUUUGAGAUUUUAGAAGCAGAAGCGGGAGGGUCUGUACACACCACCCCAACGACUGACAAACCUUCCAGACAUUAUGAUACAGUGGAUGAUAACGAAUUCUAUGAUGCCGAGGACGGAUCGCCGCGCCAUUUAGAUGAAGUCAAUGGUAAAGAGGAGGAUCGUGAAACUGGUUUUGCUAUUGUCGAUGAUCGUGAUGAUGAUAGGAGAUCUGUAGAACAGGAUGACCCUGUCGCUGACCCCAACAAAUCCAUUUCUGCAACUGAUCCUGUUUCGUACAGUGUGCAGCAGGACGUGGAAUGGGGCGAAUCCGAAGGGACGGAAAAGCCAACUAGAACCGACCAGGAUGAAUCCACUGCAGAGGGUCAAGACCGACGUUCCAUGCCAGGGAACUUUUCUGAAGAACCCAAGCAGUCGAAGAAAGCGAAGAAAAAGGCGAAGAAAGCUGCCAAGGAUGCUGCCUUGAAAAAUGAUAACUUUGAACGUGGACCUGAUCCGGAGCUGGAACCCGAAGUGCAAGUUGAAGCGGAUAAGGCACCUGGUCAUUCAGUAGAACCUGAUCCUGAAAUGGAGUUUGACAUUGUCAAUGCCAGCAAAAAGAAAUCGAAGCGGAAAUCUAAGGGGAACGAUAGACAAGUCAAUCCCAAGGACAAGGAGGCACCUGCUGGCUCCAUCAACGGUUCCAAUGAAGACCCUGUCCGUGCCGUUGAAGGAAAUGGCGAACAUGACGACCGUCUUGAUGACCAUGACGAUGGGACUGAAUCAAUGACUGCCUGGAGCCGGACGGAAGGAGGGGAUGAUGCAGAGUCUCUGAAGUCUUCCAAAUCCAAGUCAUCAUCCAAGACAAAAUCAAAGCGUCGGUCGAAGCGCGAUAGUGAUACAUUUCAGAAGGAUCCUUCCACGUCCGCUUCUGCUGUGUCCGCGCCUGCUAAAAUGGCAGAUAAUGACAAGACUGAGCGACGUAAGAGCAAGGAUGGUAGCAAACGGAGCAGCAGCCACGGUGGUGGUGGUGGAGGUUUCUUUGGGCUUUUCGGCGCUUCCAAAUCUCGCGACUCUUUGGCUGACGAUGCCCGUGCACCAGCGAAGGAUAUUCAGUCUGAGGCUGGUGUCAAUGAUUUGGACAAUGUAAGCGCUUCGUCGGGGAAGAGGCGGAGGAAGAAGAGAUCUUCGAAAGGUGGGAAUGAUGGCGUUGAGUUUGGCGGUGAUGAUGGUUUAAGUGGUAGUGGGGGUAGUGAUGGAGAAUGGGCGAAGAAAGAGAGUGAGGAACCAGAUCACGCCACUAAAGAGAUGGAUGCAAUGGAGGAAGUUGAAUCUCCGCAUCGUCGGAGGCGGAAAGAUCGAAAACACCGAUAUGAGGAUAUUGUUGAAUCCGCGAGGAGUGUAGAUGGGAAGAGCAAUGACGCGCGCUUCAUGACGUCUAACGGGCAUGGUGAUCAUGACGCCAGUGACGAAAGUAAGGAUUACACAGAAAGCCAGUCUUUUUUAGGCGCGCACCCCGAAAUGCCAUUGACGCGUGAUGGUGCUUCGGGGUUGCUUGGUUCUCUCCUUCAACCACAAGAGGCGGCCAGCGGCACUGCUCCUGCGACUCUCAUGCAGACCCGGAUGCGGAGCAGAUCGGCGUCUCCCAUGACUGGCAAGAGGCUUUUCGAUCUGACACCAGCUCAAUCGCGAAGUCGGCCUGGGUCACCCACAACGGCUACUCGGAGUGAAGAAGCGCUAAGGCUACAUGUAGAUCCAAGCUCGACUUCCCACAUUAUGUCUUCACCGACUGCGGUGCCUAUACAUUUCCGACGACCGAAACCGUCUCCAGGUGCUCGAAAAACGUCGUCUGUUUCUAGUCCAGGAACGCCAGAGGACACUGUGGGAUCUCCCACAUCGAAGCUUGGAAGUGGCAGUAAACGACCCAGGUCAACGGAAUUUAAGACCUCAAGGGAGUUCAGACCAUUGUGGUUAGUGGAGCGUCACUCACCGGCGAAACUGGAUAAACAGCCGGAAGAGCCAUAUCCAUCACUUCCCUCUAGUAAAACAGCAUCGCGAACUUCCUCUGUCGAGGAUUUGACCAGCUAUGACCUUACGGAGGGUUUCACUGGAGAGGUUUCUCAGGCUUAUCAGGUUCAUCCUCAACAGCAGUUCGCCCAGCCACCAAAGCGAACAAGAGGUCUUUCCUUACAACUUGACACCAACGACACUUCCCUCUCUGAUCCUGAUUUCUUAGGGUCGCAGCAGGCAACCCCCACGGCGGAAAGUUUCCAAGAAGCAGCCCAAACGGCGAAGAAGAAGAAACCGAAGCCGGAGUUCCAUUCCCCCUCUGAUUUGCUUUUUGAUCCCUCUUCUCGCCAAAUUAAAUUGCCGGAAUCUGCGGCGCUGGACUCUCUACAAUCAUCGGAAGGUCUUGUGAGAGACGAAAGGACCCUGGUACCUACGGAGUCUGAUGUGGAUUUGGAGUUACCGCCUCUGCCGCGCUCGUUGACCGCUUCGCCUGAUCUGAGAGAGUCACUACCCCCGCUACCCGAGAGCCGUCCUUCCACAGCUGACUCUGAAAUUGAGCCUCAGUUUUUCACACCGACCGCAGAGCUAGAUGCUUUGCCUCCAUUACCGGGCAGUCGUCCGUCGACAUCUCAUACUACUGCUGCUGAAGCUCAAUUGAUGGGUCAUUAUAUCACUGGAGCAGGUGCGAGUUUUGCGGCUGGUGUGGCUGCACAGCUCGCAAAAUUAGAACUAAAACCUGAAACUGCGUUCUUAGAUGCUACCAAUGUUGGUCAAGAGAUUACGCCUAGCACCGAAACAGUCACAGACACUGAACCCGCAAGGGAGACCGUGUCAAUUGUUGAAGCCACCCCAAAAUUACUUGAAGAACCAGCUCUGGAACCGACGGUGGAGACAAAACGAACUCCACGGCCACAGGAAGAAAUUCAGCCAUCACUACCCGUUGUUGAUUCAGCUUCGUCAGCUCUAGAUGAGGUACCAACCAAGCCAAUUCCCCACCUUUCAGAGCCUAGUCCAUCGAUCGAACACACUCCACCAGAACUCCUGAAGGUUGAAAUGGAUGAUUUCCAGCCAGCUUCAAAGAAAUCGAAGAAGGCCAAGAAAAACAAAAAGAAGGGCAAGAACGCAACUGCCCCCGACGGCCCGCCCCCCCCCUCUAGCAGCGAGCAUGAUUCUGUUUCCCAGAUAAUCAGAAGUGACAGUGCCGAUGUUCCAUUGGCUCCACCAAGCGAAAUGUCAGAGGAAAAGCAAGAAACGGCGCCCAUUGAACUGCCAACGCCAGAGUCUCAAUUUCUAGAAUCAAUAGAGCCAAAGUCGCAAAUGACUAGAGAACUUCCCAUUCAGGAAGAAUUUGUAUCUCAUCAUUUCCCGGCGGCUGCAGACACCAAGGUGGAAUUAGCUACGCAGACUAAAAAGAACAAGAAGGGCAAGGGUAAACAAAAGCAGAAGGCUGGAAAAAUUUCUCCCCAGGAGUAUAUCCCACCAAUGAAAGAUGAGCCCGCCCUCGAACCUCAAACUCCAAGCCAAGGAAAAGAGCCAGAGGUUUUCGCAUCUCUUUCGGAGCAAGUAGUCGGUGAUAUUACUGAACCAACCAAGGAAAUGAGCCUUGUUGACAUCCCUCUAACUGAAGAUGAUAAUUCCAAGCUUUGGGAGCCCACCGCUGUUGAGGGUGUUCUUGAUUUCGGUUUAGCCGGCGAGACAGAAAAUUUAGAGCCGGUUAUCAAUCUGCCGAAUGUAAAGGCUGACGGGCAAAUUCCGCAGAAGAUCGAUGAAUUCGAUCCUGCAAUGAUAGCGCUACCGGAUGUCGGGGAUGCAGAGCUUGAGGAGCCCAUUCAUGAAUAUUCCCCUGAUUCGAGCCCUCUUUGUCCUGAGCAAACUAAUAAUCUUUCCCACAAAACUGUUGACGAAUACGUUCUACAAUCGUCCAUGGAGUUUGACCCUACGAGUAUAGCGUUACCGGAUGUCGAGGAUGCAGACCUUGAGGAACCGACCGCAGAGGGAUAUGUCCCUGAUUCGAGCUUUCCUUAUCAAGCGGAGACAACGAGCAAUUUCACCCCUGUUCUAGAUACGGAGAUGCAAGAAUCCUGCCUACAAUCAGCCGGAGAAAUUGAGCGUGGAAUUAUACCUCCACUAGAGAAUAAGGUCGGGGAUACGGAGCUUCCGAAGGAAGAGUUGGUGGAGCCUGCUGAUCAACGAUUUGCUCCUUCAGCUGAUAAGCGGCCUUCUACACAUGUGGUCUUUGAUGUCGGGGGAGAUAGUUCACCAGUAUAUCAAGAAUUGACGACUGUCUUGCCUGAGUUACUACCAGCGGAACAUGUACCUCCUCCUGAACUCCCUGUUGAAAACACCGAGGAAUACGCAUCACAUAAGAAGGGGAAGAGAGGAAGCAAGGGUCGGAAGUCGAUUACAAAAGAUGAGCCAGCCGAAACCAAGACAAGUAAUGUUCGCCAGAGCCUCGAAUUAGUCGCGUGCAAAGAAUCUCCUUUUGAAUCUCAAGCUUCGGCCCCCGAUCCUUUGGUUCAAGAUAAAUAUGAGCACCGAUCUGAAGCGCAGGUGCAAGACGACGUUAACACAACGCUGUUGGACAAGGAAGCCAAGGAAUCUGCAUGUGACACUCUGGCCAAUGAGGGUUCACCACAUCUGAUAGGUGGAGUCGAUGCACAAAUCGACACGUCUAUAAAGGUCUCGAAAAAACAAAAAAGAAAGGAUAAGAAGAAGCGGAAAGCUUCCCUGGAAACUGAGGAGCAGCCACUACAAUUAGGGUCUUUAACAGACAUGGUUGGCGAGGGAAGCACUGAGGCUCAACGCGAACCUGAGAAAUUGACCAUGGAACCAGACGAUAUGCAGCAAAUCGCACCAUCAAGGUUAUCCGAUGACUCUAGCAAGGGCAAGCAACUGAUAGAGGAAGAUCAACAGCGAGAAAACUUGGAAAAACAAGGCCAAGGCGAUUCAGUAUUGUCAUUGGUUGAGGCGGAGCCAACAACUCACGAUCCUCCAUUGGUAAUUAGUGAAGACCAUGCCAUGGAUAAGGAAAUUUCGGACGACAUCUCUAGACCUCCCACAUCUAAUGACAAGAUUCCUUCGGAUGAACUUAUGAACAAGGAACCGCAUCAAAAUGAUAAGCCUGCGCCUGAUGUUCAGAAGUCUAAGAAGGCGAAGAAGGGCAAAAAGAAGCGGCAAUCGGUCACUUGGGAGGACGAUGUUUUCCAUGCCGAAGGUCCCCAGUCGGCACCUGAUUCUUCCACAAUGAAGGACAAUGAACUCCGCGCUGAAAUGGAGAUAUCCACAUUUACCCCCGCUGACAAUUUGGAUACUGAGGCACCGAACACUUCUAAAAAUAAACGGAAAGCAAAAAAAGACAAGAUAAAGCGGAAAUCUUCAGAUUUGACAACAUCACAGCCUUUAAGCCCGUCCGAUGAGCAACCCCGUUUGCUAGUUGAGUCUAUUGCUGCAAGCUCUGGGGAGCAAUCAGAGCUUUCCACGAAGUUGGAUCCCGAUACAUCCACAGGACCACCUUCACUUGCUCCUGCUAACAAAGUAGACGAAUCACUUAUGGUAGAGUCUCCUCAAGGCCAGCCUCUCACUUUCGAGAAGGAUUUGGAAACAUUCUCCAUCCCCGGGUCAUGGGAGGACGAUGCCGAUAAAGUUAUCGAGGCUCCGUACAAAGACAAUGAAAUAGCUCCUCACGAAGCACCACCUCCCAACGAUGACGGUAAUGAAUCUCAGAUUUCCAAAAAUAAGAAGAAGAAUCAAAAGAAGAAGAAAAGGUCAAGACAUUCUGAUUGGACUGAUGAAAAUACGUCUCCGCAGAUAGAAAAGAAAGAGAAUUCUAAAGCGACACUACCCGAGUCAUUGCUAGCAACAUGCCAGCCGCCGACCAUCCCAACUGAGCCACAUGAAAAAUCUAUAAUACGGGCCCUGGGUCCUCUCCACAAUUUUGUAGAGUCCCCUGUCGAACCUGAACCACUUAACACCCAGGAUCCUUUCAAGCCUUCCCAACAGGAACAGUUUUCAUGUACCAGUGAAACACCUGCGACUCCUGAUAGUCCCGAAGCAAUUGCGCAGGAGCCCCUACUGCAAGCUGCGGAAAUCUAUAUGCCUACGGAACCGUCUAGACAUUUCGACACCGAUACUGAUGCCGAGAAAUUGUCGUGCAGGGUGGAAGCAUCCCAGGCUGAUACCUCUCUGCCGUAUGUGGAUAAUCUUGGCCCUGCCUCAAUUGCCGAAGAAAUCCAGAGGCCACCAACCAAUCCUCUUCAACUGACGGCCGCAGAAAUUGUCUAUGCCAGUAAAAGAGACGCUGGAACAGCUGAAGCAGCAAAAGAAGCUGAAGAGACACUUCCUUCUGAAGCAGUUGUUUCUGAGACAGUGACAAAAACGGAAGGACAAAUUUCCCCACCCCCAGCAGAAGCUGUAUCGCCUCCAUACUUGGGUCCGGAUCUGUUAAUUGCUUCUAAUGAGCCAGGUGAUCAAAUAAGUAACCUUGCAGAUACAGCCAUGGAUUCCCUUUUUGAACAAGAGCAGAUUUCGACUUCGUCGAAAGACAAAACCGGCGACACCAAACCAGAAUUCAGGGAGUCAACUGGAGCUGAAGAUAAGAAGGACGGCCAGGAAGAACCAUUGUUAAAAGUUGAAGAAUCAUCCCAAUCUGUCGAGAUAGAGGGCCGGGAUGUCAUAGAUGUACACUCUGUGAAUGUCCUUGUUUCUGGUGAAAUUCCUCCAAGCCUGUCGGAACUUGUUAACUGCGACGUGGAUGUUGAGCAAUCAGCACAACCUGAACCUGAACCUGAACUUCAACCCAACUUUCAAUCCGAACCCAGCAGCUGGAGUGUCAGGUCAACCAAAAAGGGGAAGCAAAAGAAGAACAAGAAACAAAGAGAACCUCGAGAUGAGAAGGCUCCCACCCCAGAUGAAGAGAGUACUCUAUCAACUCCAGUGGGGUCCAUCUUGGAGCCGACCCGGGAGCCGAUGCCCAAAAUUGUCGACGAAGAGACUGCUAAUCGGGACUUCCCUAUCACGAAAAUGGGCAAGAAGAAAAAUAAAAAGUCUCGCGGUCUUGAAGAAAGUAUUCCCCGCACUAGCUAUCCAGAGCCAGUUGCAACUGAAAACGUUCUUGGAAGUUCGACGAUCAUUGAACCCCUAGAUGAAAAGGAGGAAAGCCAGUGCUCUUUGGGUGUCACAUCCACUGAGACGGAAAAAAAGAAAACUAAGUUUAAAGCUCCAAGUAUCGAUGAAGGGAUUGGCAAUCUUCAUGAGUGCCAUCCGAGUGGCUUAGCACCCACCACGGAUGAUGCGAAUAUCUCUGAAACAAAGGAAAAGGAACUAGAGCAACCGCAGGCGGAUAGUUGGCAUACCUGGGAUAUUGAACGAACCCAAAAAGGUAAAAAUAAGAAUAAGGAUCUCACUUUUGAGGAAGGUACUGCCAAUCCUGUUGAGCCGUAUGUGGAUGAUUCGGCUGAAGCUGUGGAUGAAUUGAACACCCCCAAAUUACAGGAAAUGAAAGUCGAGACGCAGGGGGAUGGGAGCUGGAAUCGUCGGGAAGUCGCUAGUACUAAGAGAGACAAAAAGAAGAAUAAAAAGACCCAGGUUGUCCAAAACGACCCUCCCGGUGGGCCAGCACCACUAUCUGUUGGAGAGCAUCCUGCUCACAUCGACCCCGAGCCUCAGACCGAGCAUGAUGAAAAGGAAUUGGGUGCCGCAUCAACAAAAAAAGGCAAGAAGAACAAAAAGGGUCGAGAUGUUCAACAAAAGGCUCAUUUAACUUUUGAACCCGAAUCGUGGGAACGUAUGGAACUUGGAAUGUCUGAAGAACCUAGUCGCAGCCCAUUGGAGAAGGGACAGAAGGUCAAAGAAAGAGGGAAGGAAGCUGCUGCUAGGCAUCUACACGAGGUCGAAGAAGAGAAAGCUGCAAAAGCCGCCCAAACUCAAGAUAAGGCUUCUGCUACUAUCGAAGUAGACAGCACUUUAGGCGAAACCAAUCUUCCUGGAAUGGAAUCCCUGAUAGACGAUCAAGCAAAGGAGACUCCAAUAACGGAGGCGGAAGCACCUGACAAUAAUCGAAAGGCAAUUUCUGAGGCCAAUGAAACCGCCAAAUGUCCGAAGAUUGAACAAAGAUAUAUUUCUGACGAAACUAAACUAGACCAAAUCCCUGUUAAAGUUGCCGACCUUGUUGGUGAGAAGGAAAAAAAUGAUGUUUGGGAGGAACCAUCAAUGAAAAAGAAAUCUAGAAAGGAAAAGAAGAAUAAGAAGAGAACAAAAAGUGAAGUAAACGUUGGAUCAGCAACUGGAAAUGAAGUUGACAAUGGGGAGAAGGAAGGGCAGAAGCUCGUUGGUGAAGGAAAUGCGCCGCCAGAAAAGUCUCUGUUAAAGGAAAAGAGAAACAUAUGGCAGCAGCAAUUUGAUGAAAAGCCAACCAAACAUCCAGAACAAGCCCACAUGCAAGAGUCUUCUGCUCUUGACAUUCAUCCAGCCGAAGUCAUAAAAGAAUUCACGGGAGAAUCACAAGAGGAGACACCAGGGGAACUGCCGCAAGGGGAAAGAUCUAUUGUGGAGCCACAAAAUGAAGAAGACGAUUACUGGCCACCAAUUGAUUGGGGUAGAGAUAAGGCUUGGAAAAUCGACGAACCUCAGCCCGAGCCCAAACCAAGGGAACCUGACACUUCGUCCCUCGAUCUGCUUCUUUCGGGAGAUGAGCCGCAACCGCGCGAGGAGCCCUUUGGGCAACAACCAGUAGAUGCGCGGGUAGUGGUUGGCGAGAGCAUUGGCGAUUUUGAUGAAAAUGCGAGUCUUAUUUCUCAAGAAACACGCGAAAAAAGGAUUCCAGACGUGUCUUGGGCAUCAGCAAGUAGACCUCUGCCCAUGAAUCCCGAACAAGUCGAGGUGCGCCGGCCCGGAAGCUCCCACAGCGAUGAACUCCCUCCUAUUUCAUUGGAUGUUGACGAACCUGGGAGCCUGCAAGGAGACAUUGACGUUACUGGAUUUCUUCAAAAACAAGACCACAUCGAACGGUUGACUGCUCUUUCCUCGGCCCCGCAAUCGUCAGACGCCGACCAUGAUUUGGAAGGAAAUCUCAAAAUAGAUUCGACCGGGGUCCUUGAUGGCACACACUCACCUGCUGAGCCUUCGGGGGCUACAGGAGCUGAUGACUUUCGGACUGCUAGCAGCAGGAGACAGAAUAAGGGAAAGAAAGGAAAAGCGAGAAGGAAAACUUCCCUCGGUAUACCAAAUGAAGCCGAUGAAAAUAUGCUUCAAGUUACAAAUGAAAAACCUGAAACACAGACUGAACUUGAAACAAGAAUGGAACGCUCCACCACAAUUACCAAAAAAUCCGAAGCGCUGGAACCACCUGAAGGAUUCGUGGAUACUGGAAACGUAGACGACGAGGGUGAUUUUUGGGGUCUUGGCCAGAAGCACGAGAAGAAGGGCAAAGGCCGCGAGCAAGGACGGAAAGGCAAGCAAAGCGUCCCUCUAAAUGAACCAAAAGCUCCAUAUCCAACUCCAGUGGAAACUCAAGAAAAGCCCACCAUCACAGGGUUUACUUCGCCAAGAAUGUUGGAGGAACCGGUUCAACCCCAACCCUCAGGAGUAGUGGCUAGUGUCUUCCCGUUUCUUGAACGGGUAUCUAGAAAACGGCCCUCACAAAAUGUGGGCUCCCAUGAAACCCCCGAACAAGAGACAAAGAAGAAUGCGCAAGGAACCUCGACUUCUUUUAUGGGGAAACAGUCGAUCUCGACAAAGGUACCUACUUUUCCACGAUUCGCCGAGCCAGUAGUUGAUGACGAAACCAUUCCCAAGUUUGAAGAUGCCAUAAAACGUCCACCAGGUCUCGAUCCAAUCCCGCAAGGCCCUGCAACUGAUGAGAAUAUCGAUCGUUCAAUCGAUGUGAGUGACAAGAAUUCCGAACCUGAAUUGCUAUCCAUCAAAGAUACUCGCAAACAGGAGCCUUCUUCUAUGGAUUUAACCUCAAAGAAUAAAUCACCCAUAUAUUCUCAUUCUCCUGCUUCGACGCAAGUUGACGUGGAGCAUUCUAGCCCGGUUUCCCGUGAAGCUCUCGGGGACAAACCUCAACAAUUCCCUGUGAUUCGCGACCUCUCUAGGAGUGAACUUAGCGGACAGUCAACUACGUUGUCAGAAAGCUACCUUCAGCGAGAGCAAAAGCAGGUUUUUGAUUCCCAAACCCCGUCGUCGGAACCCCCUCGCUCCAUAUUUGGAGGGCCCUACGGACUUGUAAAUGACCCGGAUAUUGUGAUCACACCUCCACGAACACCGCUCGCUACGAUAAAGGAGCAUGUUCUAACGGAGCCUCCACGAAACUCACGGAGCCGUGACAUUUCUGAUGUGGGUUCGCGUGGCCGAGUGAAAGCCGCACGACACUCAGCAAGCCCACAGUUGGUACUUGGGCAGGAGCACAUUCUACCACAGCCUAAAUCUCCUCAGGCUUCAAGGCUAUCUUAUCCGGGCAGCGAAGCCACGUUGGAUAUCCCUAAAAAGCGGCGUCCUGAGCAGUCACCCACCAGUGGAAAGGGACGAUCUGCCAGUAGUCCAUACGCAGAUGAGCUAAAAACUGAAUUCCAGAAGGAAGCCACCUGGCCUGUCAAUACGGGCAGUGCAGUACCUGCAAGUGGAUCUCCAGGACUACGUCGAAUCCGCAGUCCUAGAAGUACUGAGCUUAGGGCGGCGAGCAAGGCCCAGGCGAGAGCACGUGAUCUGGAUCUCGACGUGGAGGGGAUUCCUUCGUCCAGCUCUUACGACCCGCUGACCGAUAAAGGGAAACGUGCGGUGCGCGGAAUGGAGGAUGUCUACGAAGGUUGGGGUGACAUACCAGGCUCCCCGCGGUCGCCAACCCGCCCAGCCAGCGUGCGAAGACGACGCAGCUUACAACACCUCCAAGACCUCGAAUCUCGCGUCGACCAGCUCGUAUCAGAGAAUCGCCUGCUUUCCACCGCCAAAUCAACCGCAGAGAAAUCCCUUGAAUCCUCAGCUAUUGCCCAACGACAGGCAGAGAAAGCGGUGCAGACACGUGACCAAGACAUCCGCAACAAGGACUUGGAGAUACAACAAUUGAAAAACUCGCUCGAAUGGUUCCGGAAAGAGGUUGUCCGCUUAACUGAAACUAACGAUGCCCUUGCGGCGACUAACACACAGCUGUCCACUUCUCACGAAGCUGAAGUCGGACAGCACGCGGAAUCCAAACAACUCUUGUUCGAAUCACAACAGGGCUUGAGGGAGCUUCAGGAUCGACACUCUCAACUGACCGCUGGGCUGGAGGGAAUUGUGCAAAACGAGAUAAAUAAUGUUCUGGCAUCAAAGGACGCGGAAAUCGAGCAUUUACGUGGUGAACUAGCCGAUGCACAGGACAAAAUCAAGGAACUUCAAAUACAGAUCAUGGAGACCAUGGCGGACGAUGUGCUUGUCUUCCGGGACGAAGAUUACUUCGAUGCGCAAUGCCAAAAACUCUGCCAGCACGUGCAGCAGUGGGUGUUGCGGUUCUCCAAAUUCUCGGACAUGCGACUAUGUCGUCUCACUAGCUCAAUCCGCGACGCGAAGGUCGCUUCUCGGUUCGAAAACGCGAUCCUCGACGGCUCAGACGUCGAUACUUACCUUUCCGAUCGUGUUCGACGGAGAGAUGUGUUCAUGUCAGUGGUGAUGACCAUGGUUUGGGAAUACAUCUUUACGCGGUAUCUUUUCGGUAUGGAUCGGGAACAGAGACAAAAGCUGAAGAUUUUGGAGAAGCAGUUGAGUGAUGUGGGACCUCCAAGCGCUGUCCAGCAGUGGAGGGCUACGACGCUAGCGCUACUUGCUCAACGAAGUGCAUUCCAUGAACAACGAGCCAGUGAUACCGAAGCUGUUGUCCAGGAAAUCUACCAUACCCUUUCCAAGCUACUCCCGCCUCCUCGUGAAUUGGAAAGUACAAUCGUAGAUUCUCUCCGCAAUGUCAUGCGAGCAGCAGUGGAACUUUCCAUCGAGAUGCGCACCCAACGGGCAGAGUACAUCAUGCUACCACCGUUGCAGCCAGAAUACAAUACCAAUGGCGAAUUAGCGCGCAAAGUUCACUUCAAAGCCGCGCUCAUGAAUGAACGGAGCGGCGAGACCACAUCGAACGAAGAGCUCGAAAAGCAAGAAGCAGUUGUGAGAAUUGUGCUGUUCCCCCUAGUAGUCAAGAAGUGCAGCGACGAAGGUGAUGGUGAUGAGGAGAUUGUGGUGUGUCCGGCACAAGUGCUCGUAGCACGACCAGGGAAGGACAAGAAGGUCGUACGUGUGCUCAGUGGUGACCGGAUGUCCAUUGACCAGGGAAACCAGUCGAUGCAAAGCUUUCCGUCUAUUAACAUGGAUCCGGGCAACGUAAUCUGAGGCGUCACAUUCGAUAUGGUGCCCGCUGUUCAUGCGAAUGUGGAAAUCAGGAGAUUGGCCUAGGAAUUUCGGCUUCGAAUUACAAUAUUUUUCAUUUACC
Molecule: messenger RNA, 17665 nt
Organism: Histoplasma capsulatum G186AR
Lineage: Eukaryota; Fungi; Ascomycota; Eurotiomycetes; Onygenales; Ajellomycetaceae
Exons: 3
Coding region: 1-17565 (5854 amino acids)
Source: RefSeq, a predicted model, not a curated record